CAACUAUGCAAUUCUCAAAUUGUUUAAAUUUAUCAAACAUUUUGUACAUUUUCCAAUUGUUCAUUCUUCUCAACAUGAUGAAUAACAGAUCAUCAAUUGUCAGCUGUGCAUGUUUACAAUUAACUGAAAAUGAUCGUCCAGUGUUAUUUUGUCAAUCCACCAUACCAUCUUUACCAAUCCCAAGACAUGAUAUCCCAAUACAAAUUGCUAAAUUAAUCAUCUCAGGCAUGAAUAUUACAGGUUGGCAUAAUGGAAUUUUAACAAGAGAUAAUUUGACCGGUUUAGAAACAUUGACUUAUCUUCAAAUAAGUAAUUUCCAUUUGAAAGAAAUUCAAUCGCAUACAUUUUCUGCUAUGAAACAUUUACGUAUAUUAGAUUUAUCCAACAAUCAUAUAAUCACUAUACAACCGGAAGCAUUUUUAGGGCCUAGUUUAAAACUUCUCUCAUUAACUGAUAAUAAAGGUAUCACGUUGGAUAGGACAUCAUUUCAUGGUGCACAUGUAUUCCACUUGGCAGCUCGUAAUUGUGAUUUAACUACAUUAGACUAUGAGACAAUUGCUGAAGCUAGACCGAAACAAUUAAGUCUAUCGGAUAAUAUGUUGACAUGGUUAGAUCCACAAUUUGCGGAACUUGUCAUUGAUUCAUCCAAAUCAAAUAAUCUGCAUUAUUUAUCCACCGGUUCACAUGAUGUUGGUUCAAAUCUUGGCUAUUUAGAUUUAAGUAAUAAUCCGCUGAAUUGUGAUUGUCAACUUGUAUGGCUUUCUAAAUUAAUUGAAAGUCAAUCUUAUGAUGCUUAUCAAUAUAUUAACACUGGUAAAGAUUUAAACACCAAUAGGAAUAAUAAUAACAAUGAUCACAAAAAAGAUGUGACUGAUUGGUCGAAUUCACCGACGGAAUCAUCUUCAAUUCGUCUGAUGCAACAUAUGAAUAUGACAUGUGCACAACCACCGGCUUUAGCUGGUAAAAAGUUACCACGUAGUUGGGAUUACUAUUGUCCUACACCAAGUAUCACUGGGAUUGAAAUUAAUUUGUUGAAAGCUAGUGCUGAUUUUGCCCAGCUGACAUGUAUUGGUAAAGGUAGACCAACGCCAAGUUUAGCAUGGACAUAUAAAAUACAUGGACAAAAAGUACAACAAAUUCUAGAUCCUUCCAUAAAACAAACUUUCAAUGAUCAAUACUUUUCACAGUCUGAAAGUCAAUCCUCCAUGUCAGGCAAUAAAAUGAUUGAACGAAAAUUGGCGUUGAAUGUUAGUUUGAAUUCAGUGAAUAUUGAAAAUUUCACAUGUACCAUAUGGAAUAAUGAUAGAAUACCGCCCAGAUUGUCAUCAUCUACACUAGCCGCCGCCGCCACAUCAUCAUUUCCUUCAGCUGAUGGUAAUACAUUUAAACCGACAUCGCUGAUUGUUCCAACAGCGGAGCAUCAUCAUAGUCAAUUUCAAUAUUAUCGACUUCAUGAAGUGACUGUACGUGUGUCUGGACCGUUGAGAUCAUCUGAACUACUGAUUAAUCCUAUCAUUAUUGAUGGGUCAUCAAGUUUGUCUCACCGUAAACAAUCCACUCCACUAGACAAUGACAAUAGUAGAAGUCCACUGUCGUCGUCUGCAUCACUGCCGACUACAGCUACACAGAUCAGUAAUCAACAGACAACUACUAAUCCAUUUCAUGAAGAUGAUAACAAUCAACAGACGUAUAGUUAUUUAUUUAUUAAAAGAUUUACAUUGUUAGAAUUAAUUGGUGCUAUUAUCGGAACAUUUAUUGCUACUUUGGCAUUAUUAUAUUUAGCAACAAAUUGUUUUACAUGGUUUUGUCAAAUUAAUAAUCAUUUAUCAACGAAAUAUAUACGGAAAUCUCAAUUUAGAUCACAUGGGAAAUGGUUUGCUUGGAUCAGUAAUAAUAGUACCAGUAAUAAUGAUCAUUUGUUACGGCACAACACAAAGCAUCAGUCUACUAUGAAUCAUUCAAAUCAAAAUGGGCAUAGUUUAGAUGUGAAGCUGUUACAACGCAGUGAUAUGGAAACUGCAUUUGCUGAUAUGGUGUUAGCAAGCAGUACAACAACGACAACACCAUCUGUACCGUCACAGUUUGGUUCAACGACGAUCUCAGCUCGUAGACCGAAUAUCCCUCAGGCGUUAUUACUUACAACUGUUCCAAAUCCACGUCUAGAAGCUAAUUCCACCCCACCGCCAAAUCCAGCUUACUGGCCAAUGCCUGAAUAUGCCUAUUCAGUGGCGGGCAGUCAUGAAUACGAUGUGCCUAGACCGUUGGAAACAUUAGUUACUGGUGGUGAGCGAUGUAUUUUAAAGCCUCCAGAUAAUAAUAAUAAUAAUAAUAAUAAUAAUAAUAAUAGUUUAAAUCCUAGUGCAGCACAAUCAUUUCUUAAUCUAGCUGCUCAAUCUUUAUUUCCUAUGAAUGGCGGCACUACUAGUACUACUACUACUACUCAACAUCAUCAUCAACAGCAGCAAAAUCGUAAUGAUCUAGGCAAUCAAUUGAACAAUGGAUUAUUUCAAACUUCAGCAAAUAUUCCACCUUUAACUAUGCAAUGGACACAAACUAUGAAUCCGAUUAUUACAUGGCAAGCAAAUCUACCAGUCGGUUGUUCAUCAAACAUAUCAUCGGUCGGGUUAACAACACCGAAUAACAAUUACACUAAUCAACAACCAUUACCGCCAACACAAUCAACAUUGUAUUGUGCUGAUUAUCCAACUUAUUUACAAACACGUCCAUAUCCACAUCAUAAAGAGCAACAACAACAACAACAACAGUUGAUUGAAUUGAUGACUAAUUCCACUAGAAAUUAUCAAUCAGAUCAUUUUGCGAAUAGUACACCUGUGGUAGAUAUGAUCAAUAAUCAUGAUUUGCCAAGAAAAUCUGGUACUUAUAUACAAGAAAUUAAUAAAGCCCAAUUGAAUGGAACAAUCAGUAGUUAGUGGAUUGAUUUAAAUCAAUCAAAACAUGUAUACACUCAAAGCAUUUUGUAUUUUGACAAGAAACUAUAAUGUAAUGUAUAAAUAAAUAUCAAGCGAUAAAAACUCAUUCACUAUCCUUCUUAGUUAGUUAAUCAAUAAUCAACUAGUUGGACAUUCAUGUAAAUUGAAUAUAAUCAAAAGUUUUGAAGAGAAUUGUGUUUGUUCAAUGAGGCGAUGACGAACAGACAGAUAAAGAUAUCUUCCUAUCUUCCUUCCGAUUAUUAUGCCCCCCUUAUUCAUCUAAUUCUGGCCCGUCUUGCAUUGUGUAAUAGAAAACAAUUGAAAUUUGUGUUUUGGCCUCAUGCUCAAGUAAUUUUUUUUUUUUAAAAACAAACAAACAAACUAUUCCAAAGUCUUUCCAAGUUAAAUGAAACAAUAUUCUUCAAAUUAAAAUUAAACUGUUUUAUGUAAUAAAAAAAAUAUUUCGC
Molecule: messenger RNA, 3397 nt
Organism: Schistosoma turkestanicum
Lineage: Eukaryota; Metazoa; Platyhelminthes; Trematoda; Strigeidida; Schistosomatidae
Source: the annotation of a GenBank genome assembly